Messenger RNA from Anopheles funestus (African malaria mosquito), 1636 nucleotides. It is a transcript of the gene Torsin, whose product is annotated as torsin-like protein. Gene Ontology annotation, molecular function: ATP hydrolysis activity; ATP binding. The record is from RefSeq and is a predicted model, not a curated record. The coding region runs from base 391 to 1458 and encodes 355 amino acids. NCBI's taxonomy places the organism in Eukaryota, Metazoa, Arthropoda, Insecta, Diptera, Culicidae. The transcript has 7 exons. Gene Ontology annotation, biological process: cellular response to misfolded protein.
UUGACAAUUGAACCUACAAUCACAACAAAGCGGCUUCUCGCAGAAAACAAUGCUAGGUUACAGUGCGUAGCUGAGUAGAAUUUAAUUAAAUCUAAUUAUAGCACUACGUUCUAAAAUGUGUACGCAGGGAUGACCACUGGCUAAUGAUCUAAUUGCCACGUUGGUUAAGUCAGAGAGCAGCGAACAACGACCGGUGCACGUACAAUGUGCCGCGUUGUUGAAGCUCACCGUAUUGAUCACAGCAAUAGAAUAUACGUCAAACGAUUUGAAGUGCUUGUUCAGUGUUAGCAACGUGCGUGUGUGCGUAUGUAUGAAGUAGAAUAGCGGAUUGGUCAUCAGUGAAUACGCGAUUGUUUACAUUAUAAACUGUGCGAAUCAACAUCAUUCAACAUGAGGCUAGUGAAGUGUUACCACGCACCAGCGAUGCUGCUCUGGAUGCUGACAGUGAAUUUCAGUGUUCAACCCAGCUUAGCUUGGUUCGAUAUCGGCAAGGUGAUAAACGGCGCGUCCGAUGUGAUUCAGACAUCAUACAAAUAUGCGAAAAACAAUGGAUACUGUGCGUUGACAGAAUGUUGUAAUGAGGUACACAUUCAUACCGACAUUACAGAGCUACGAGAUGCCUUGCAGAAAUCCUUAUUUGGGCAGCAUAUCGCAGGCCAGAUUAUCGUGAAUGCCAUCGGGGGACACUUUAAAAACAUUCACAGUUCCGAAAAGCCUUUGGUGAUGAGUUUACAUGGUCUACCAGGAACGGGCAAGAAUUUUGUUGCCGAGCAUGUUUCCAGGGCACUGUACAAAAAAGGCGCAAACAGUAAUUUCGUUCAUAAAUAUCUUGGCAGAAUAAACUUUCCGCUCGAAAGCGAAGUAGAAAAGUACAAGCUAAUGUUGGUUGCAGAUAUAACGACAGCCGUAGCCAAAUGUCCCAAAUCGUUAUUUAUAUUUGACGAGGUAGAAAAAAUGCCACCCGGAUUGUUUGAUGCGAUUGUCACGCUGCUGGACCAUCAUGCGUACACGAAGCAAUUGGAUUUCAGGCAGUCAAUAUUCAUCUUUCUCUCGAACGUGGCCGGACCGGAGAUAGCGAACAGGCUAAAAAAACUGGUGGACGGUGGCCGUUGGCGUGAGGAAACACAAUUGCACGAUUUCGAACCGACGUUGGAGAUAGCCUCGUACAACUUGGUGGGAGGAUUGUACAAAAGCGAACUCAUUGAAUCCCAUGUGGUCGACCAUUUCGUGCCAUUUCUACCGCUGGAGCUUAGACAUGUAGAAGACUGCAUCAGAGUCGAGUAUAGCAAGUAUACCGAUGAGAAAAUGAGCGAUGAAAUGCUAAGCGCCAUUGUCAAAGAAGCGAUCACGUUUGAUGAAACCGGCCUGUAUUCUAACAACGGAUGUAAACGAGUCAGCAAAAAGGUGGAAGCAUUACAUUAUGGUCGAAUGCGCAAACAAAAUAAGCAGGAACUGUAAUGGUUUUUCACCGUAAUCGGUUUACCGUUUUGCUUUUUUAGUGAAAAUUUGGUUUUCAUCAACAAUGAAAAGUGCGAUUCCAUAAGUUGUUUGUUUUUGUGAGCCACGUUGCGAAAUGAAUUGGAAAACGAGCUGUUCAUUUUGUUAAUAAAAUACGCAUUUUCACUAGGUAUUUUAA